Messenger RNA from Hylaeus volcanicus, 1448 nucleotides. Its product is annotated as thioredoxin-related transmembrane protein 2 homolog. NCBI's taxonomy places the organism in Eukaryota, Metazoa, Arthropoda, Insecta, Hymenoptera, Colletidae. The record is from RefSeq and is a predicted model, not a curated record. Gene Ontology annotation, cellular component: membrane-bounded organelle. Gene Ontology annotation, molecular function: disulfide oxidoreductase activity. The coding region runs from base 599 to 1405 and encodes 268 amino acids. The transcript has 6 exons.
UAAGAAUUAGAACAAUAAAGUUUAGAAUGUUCAUCUUACAUAUAAACAUUGUAUAUUUAAACUUAAAUACUAAUCAGACACGGACGGAAAUUAAAAGGGAAAUUAAAAGUAUAAAAAUAAAAAAUUUGAUUACUUUAUAUAAGGUCUCAAUUGAAGAAAAAAAAUAAGAUACAUCCUCGGGGGACUUGAACCGUAGCUGAAACCGUGCAAGUUCGCUACACUAUCAUUGAAAUACAACCUUAUUUGUAAUUAAAAGUUACAAAAUCUUAUUUACUUUUAAUAAUGAAACUUUGAUCAUAUAUAUUUAAAAAGGCAUCAAGUAUCUACCCUUAUUAUAUAAUAUUUUUUUAAACAAGACGUUAAAAUCUACUAGCAUACAAAGUUUCAAUGAAAUCGAUGAAGGUCUUGCGCUCUCCUCGUUAAUGGCGAUUGAUGGCGAUUUUGAAGGUUCGCGUAAACAUGGAAAGGUUUCUCGACACGAGUAAUUCCUAAUCAAAGAGCUUCGGGCGUCUAUGUCGUAAAAUAGAAAAGACAUUGAGCUCAUGAAUCGUACAAUCGAAACUUGUGCUCGUAACCUGAACGCAUUUGCUCUUUCAAGAUGCCUUUUAAAAAGGACUUGCGGCUCGUGUUAAAGCCCUAUUACUUGAUAAACAUCCUGCUCAGCGUUUCGUACAUCGUCUCGAAACGUGUACCGCUUGUUUGUCAUUACAUUUUCGCGCAAACCGACUGCGAACUCGAUGGGAGAGAAACAGAGAUUCUAUUUUUCCUUAUCAUAGUUAUAAUGAUAAGGUCACGGAAAACUGGAAGCGUCACCAUGAUAAACUACUUGUCGUCCAGUUUUGUUUACACCAAAGUUGCCAAUUUGAUUCUUUGGUUCUAUGCAGACAUUCGUAUGGGGAUAUUGUUCGCUGUUAUAUUCAUCUUGUGCGGUUUAAUAUUCCCUGAGCCAACAUACCAAGGCCCAGAGAAUGUGAUCUACCUGCGUGGCGCGAAUGGAUUACAGGAAGAGCUACAACGAGAUGGACGAGUUGUUUGGCUGGUCGCAUUCUAUACGGCGUGGAACCCAGCUUGCGUCAAUUUCGCGCCAAUAUUUUCUGAGCUAUCCGCAGAGUAUGCUUUGGAAAAUUUUAAAUUUGGGAAGGUAGACAUUGGAAGAUAUCCAGAUGCUGGGGCAAAGUAUCACAUCAGCGAUGCCAGCACUAGCAAACAACUUCCGAGCUUGAUUCUGUUCAAGGAAGGCAAAGAGGUGGAAAGGCGUCCUCAUGCUGAUCACAAAGGCAAACUGGUUAAAUUUCUUUUUUCACUGGACAACAUAAAGGCAGCAUUCGAUCUCAACAAUAUUUACAAAGAUUGUAAAAAGAGUCUCCUGAAGAAGAAGGAGAGAAAAACAGUAAAGGCAGAUUAAUGUAAUCUGUGUUUUUUAAACAUUUGUUCAAAUGUUACCAAUU